AUGACUAUCACCUUGCAAGAUGUGGCAGGCAUAUUGGGCUUGCCUACUGACGGCAUUGUCGUCACCGGAUCUACCUCCGAGGAUUGGCCCGCUGCUUGUGGGGCUGUAUUUGGCGUGGUCCCACAGGCCAAUGAGUUCCAUCAUUCAGGCGACCUCCGCAUCUCAUUCUUAGAUCGGUUAUAUACUCGGUGGACUGAUCAUGCCGGGGAUCAUGAUGUCGAGAUCUACUUCACAAAGGUGCACAUUGCCAGGAUGUUGGGGUGUUGGUUGCUGGCGGACAAGUCUGGAGGUAGCAAUUUCGGUUGUCGGCUAGUCCCGUUGCUUGGGGGAGGAUUUGAUGAGAUCGACCGAUUCAGCUGGGGAUCUGCGGUUCUGUCACACUUGUUCAGGAAUUUGUGUGAAUUGACAGAUGUCGGUCGAUCUGACAUGGGAGUUUGUCAUAUUCUCCUUCAGAUUUGGGCAUGGAUACGAUUCCCACCCAUUGCUCCGCCGUUUCCUCCUCAUCCAGAGCCAGGCACGCUUUAUGGAUUCCGGUAA
This is a messenger RNA of Gastrolobium bilobum, 537 nucleotides long. Its product is annotated as serine/threonine-protein phosphatase 7 long form homolog. The transcript has a single exon. The record is from RefSeq and is a predicted model, not a curated record. Gene Ontology annotation, biological process: meristem maintenance; meristem development. NCBI's taxonomy places the organism in Eukaryota, Viridiplantae, Streptophyta, Magnoliopsida, Fabales, Fabaceae. Bases 1 to 537 code for a protein of 178 amino acids.